Messenger RNA from Bursaphelenchus xylophilus (pine wood nematode), 2427 nucleotides. Lineage: Eukaryota; Metazoa; Nematoda; Chromadorea; Rhabditida; Aphelenchoididae. The record is from the annotation of a GenBank genome assembly.
AUGUCUUCAUUGAAUGAUCUCGUGCAGAAUAAAGAACUUAUAUCCGGAACGCUUUUUACGGCUUUUCUCGGCGGAAUUGUCGUCGCCUGGCUUACCAACAGACGCUCCCGUAUUGCAACCCCUAAGGGCGUCAGUAGGGACAGACAAGCAGUGCCAGUAGAGGUAGCAGAAUUCGAGGCGUCUAUGACUAAAACAAAUAUUUAUAGGGUGAAGUGGGGCUCGUACUCAAAAGUGGCCUCUUAGCUGGUGAAAAGGAACGAUGGAUCGAGACAAUUUACCCGGAGGCGACCACUUUGUAUCAAUUGUUUUUGCGUGGAUUAGAGGUAAUCCUGGAAAUGAUAUUUACUAGAAUCUAGGUAAGCGGGAAUCGACGAUGUCUUGGGUACCGAGUCGAGAAAGAGGCCCCUUACACAUUCAUCAGCUAUGCUGAGACCUUUCGUAGAGCUCGAAACAUUGGAUCAGCCUUCAUUUCAUACCUUGGAGUAGAUCCAGGGAACAAAACAUUGAUCGGAAUCUAUGCCCAGAACUGCCCCGAAUGGACUAUUUCUUGUAUCGGAGCCAUUAGAUACUCCAUGGUUACAGUUCCCUUAUACGACACAUUAGGUGCUGAUGCAGCCAAGUUUAUUGUUAAAGAUACUGGAAUGCAGUAAGUGACAUAAUACUGUAAAACAUUACCCUUCAGGAUCAUCGUUGUUGACAAUGGUGCUAAAGUUCAAAGGCUUUUGUCCACGAUUGAAGAGACACCGUCUCUUAAACACAUUGUAGUCAUCAAAGAAUCUGAAGUCACUUCAGAACUCCUUGAAGAAGGUACAAAGAAAAAUGUCAAGAUCCACACCUUCUCUCAUCUCCUUCAUGUUGGGGAGACAGAUGUACAGCCUGACGUAGAACCCACACCUGAUGACAUGUUCAUUAUUUGGUAGGGGAAAUGCCCGAUUAAUACAACAACACUUUAGUUACACAAGCGGAACCACAGGCACUCCAAAAGGAGUCGUUUUAAACCAUAGAAACCUGGUGGCUAACGUGUCCGGAGUUAUAAAGACUAUGAGAGCAUUUCUUCCGGAAACCGAGAGUCCUGAUCAAGUAUCUAUCUCGUAUCUCCCGCUGUCCCAUAUGUUCGAACAAGUUUGCCAUUGGUGCUUAUUUGCCUUGGGUGGGUCAGUCGGCUAUUUCCGCGGAGAUGUCAGACACCUGAACAGUGAUAUGAAAGCGUUAAAACCGACCAUCUUCCCUACUGUACCCCGAUUGCUCAACCGAUUCUACGGAUUAAUUCAGGCAUGCAAAACCAAAUUUGACAAACAAUAAUUUAUAGAAACAACUCCAAGACAAGAAUCCAUUGAAAAGAGCGCUUCUCAAACUGGCUUACAACAAGAAGUUAUCUCAUGUUAAAGCCGGUAUUAUUGAGAACGACAGCAUUUGGGAUCGUCUUGUUUUCAACAAAUUCCAAGCCGAACUCGGAGGAAAUCUGAAGUUCACUGUAACUGGAUCAGCUCCGAUCAGUGAGGAAUGUCUAGAAGCCUGUCGAGCUGCCUUUGGAUGCCAUAUUCUGGAAGGUUACGGACAAACGGAAUGCACUGCUAUGGCUACUAUGACAUGGCCGGGGGAGAUUGUUGGAGGUCAUUGCGGAGGUCCAGCAAUUUGCUCAAAUAUCAAGCUGGAAGACGUCGCGGAACUCAAUUAUUUUGCCGUAAGUUAAAAAAAUAAUCGGGUAACCAAGGUUUCAGAAAGAUCGAAAGGGCGAAGUGCUAAUUAAAGGGCCUUGUGUUACUACCGGUUACUUCAACAACCCCGAGAAAACAGCUGAAUUAUUCGAUGAACAAGGAUACCUACAUACUGGAGACAUCGGUCACAUUUUACCUAACGGAACACUAAAGAUUAUCGACCGUAAAAAACAUAUCUUCAAACUGGCCCAGGUAUGCGUCGAAAGCCGUUUCCACAAGCGAAUAAAAAUGUUUCAAAUAUUUAGGGAGAAUACGUGGCUCCAGAGAAGAUUGAAAAUGUUUACGUUCAGUCAAAUUAUGUCCAACAAGCAUAUGUCGAUGGAGACAGUUUAGAACCCUACCUAGUCGCAGUAAUCGUUCCAGAAGCAAAAGAACUAAUUAAAUGGUAUAAAGCACAAACUGGAGAAGACAAGUCUCUCAAAGAAAUCUGCGAGGAUCAAAAGGUAAGCAAUAUUAUAAUAUCUGCGAAAACUCGUUUCAGUCAGCUUUAAAACACUUAUGAUUUCAGGUAGUUGAUCACGUUUUCGAACAAGUAAUCGAAAUUGGGAAGAAGAAUAAAUUGAACAGCAUCGAGCAGGUCAAGAAGAUCUGGCUCGAAUCUGAACCUUUCAGUGUGGAGAACGGACUUCUAACACCCACUUUCAAAUCAAAACGACCUCAACUUAGACAAAAGUAUAAGCAAGUUUUCGACAAAUUGUACGGAAAGUAA